Messenger RNA from Podospora pseudopauciseta, 1551 nucleotides. RefSeq lists its product as uncharacterized. The record is from RefSeq and is a predicted model, not a curated record. The transcript is spliced from 3 exons. The coding region runs from base 58 to 1551 and encodes 497 amino acids. Lineage: Eukaryota; Fungi; Ascomycota; Sordariomycetes; Sordariales; Podosporaceae.
CCCAACUCUUCAUUGUUCCAUUUUCCUAGCCACAAUAUUUGGAAAGAUAAAGCGAUCAUGAAGCCAGAACCUCUCUUUGGGUUUGCUGCCCUCAUCUUACCAGCCAGCUUCGGGGCCGCAUCAGAUUCAGCAAAAACAUUGUACGAUCAAAUCCACGAGAUAAAGCACAACACCUCCUUGCUCCAUGACACGAAAGCACCCGGUUGGGUCUCGGCACCCACCAUGAGGGGCACAACCAGCAUUUUGUGGAGCUGUUUGCUGACGCUUUUCGCCUGUGUCUACACGGCUCUCCACCUCAACAUCCCCGAGCGAGGCAUCACAAACGUUCAGCUUGUGGCUAAGAGGAUCAAGUGGAUGUUUAUUACCCUUUUGUUCCCCGAACUCGUUUUGUUUUACGCGUCUGCGCAGUGGUGGAAAGCCAAGAAGUUGGCUGCCGCCUUGAGCCUUGAGGAGAAACAACAGCUUCAAAUCAGCGGACCACCCCAACUCGGAACUUUUCACAAAGUCGUGAAUAAGAUGCUCAAGCAAAAUGUCACGAGAAGCACAGGCGACAUUGAGAAGAUUGGGAGUCAUGAGAGCUCCAGCUCAAGCACCAUUAAUGAUAAUUGCAUUUUCGACCUGAAAUAUGGGUUUUAUGUUUUGAUGGGAGGGAUCGAAGCUGAACUGGACGGAAAGACAGUCAUCUUGUCCCAUCAUGGCGCGCUGCUUCUAGCCCAGAAGGAUAUCAAGCCCUUCAGAAUACCAAGAUCCACCAUCUUGGACCAAACAAAAGCCGACGUGCUGCAAAAGCUGUUGGUCAUUGUACAGGUCAGCUGGAUGGUCAUUGAGUGUGUAUCCCGCAAGGCAUACGGCUUGCCUAUAAGUCUCCUGGAGCUGCACACCAUGGUACAUGUCGCGUGUGCUAUCAUGUUAUACUUUUUCUGGUUCGAGAAACCAUUUGAUAUCAGAGGGUCUCGCAAACUUGAGCAUCCUAAUGUUGACCUCUUGAGCGCUGAUGCCCGGCUUGGGCAUGUGUACAAAAGCCACGGUAAUCUUGCGAACUUUUCUAGCUCUGCUUUGCGCAGUCUUGAGCAGGAUCAUAAGGGAGGCUCUCACGAUUACACCUUCUCCCACCUUUUGGAACACCUCAAAGGAAGGGUGUAUCUGUUUCUCGUGCUGACACUUGUACCGGCGAUUUAUGGCAGCAUCCACUUGCUGGCUUGGGACUUUAUCUUUCCAACUCAAAUCGAGGCUCUAUUAUGGAAGGUUUCUUCACUCGCCAUGGUUCUCACAAUGCCGGCAUGCAUUGCUGGGCAGCUUCUUAUGACCGCCGUGGGACAGCUUUUUGAAGCGUUCGAGAACAUCACAGUUCGAAACGACGUUCGUGACAAGCUGCUGGUCAUGGUAAUGCUCGUCCUGGAAGUGUUGCUAUAUGGUACUUUAGGUGCGGGAAUUCUGUGUUUGACUGGGGCUCGGCUGUAUAUUGUGGUGGAAUCCUUCGUCAGUCUGAGAGCCGUACCACUGGGAGUUUACUACACACCGUCAUGGAUUCAGAUGAUACCACACUUCUAA